CUUGCUCAUGUCACCAUGUAUAUCUAACAUAUGCCACUAUGUAUGAACAAGCUCUCUGCAAUGGCACCCAGAGUUCUUUUUUUCCUGUCUCUCUCUAUUAUUCUCUACUUCUCUAAUGGACAAACCUGGAUCAAAUCCGGCUACUGGUAUUCCGGUAGUGAAUUCCCUGUUCCUGACAUAAAUUCUGCUCUCUUCACUCACCUAAUGUGUGCUUUUGCUGAAAUAAACUCUUCUACAUAUGAGGUCUCCAUCUCCCCAUCUGAUCAACCAUACUUCUCCACCUUCACCAGCAUUGUCAAGAAGAAAAACCUGUCGAUUAAAACGCUUCUAUCAAUAUGGGGUGCAAAAGCAAACUCUUCAAUCUUGUCUUCAAUGGCCAGUCAACCAUCUUACAGAACAUCUUCCAUCAAGUCUUCGAUAAAAAACAGCUCAGCUUUAUGGGUUUCAUGGCCUCGACCUUUGGUGGAUUUUGCCAAAGUCCGGCACAGACAUGACCAAUAUGGACAUCCUCCUUGACGAGUGGUGAUCUGCUGUGAAUUCUCUGCAAAGAAAAUCAGGAGAGUCAGAAUUGAGCUUGACCGU
Molecule: messenger RNA, 582 nt
Organism: Ilex paraguariensis (yerba mate)
Lineage: Eukaryota; Viridiplantae; Streptophyta; Magnoliopsida; Aquifoliales; Aquifoliaceae
Source: the annotation of a GenBank genome assembly